Messenger RNA from Harpia harpyja (harpy eagle), 2410 nucleotides. RefSeq names its product acyl-coenzyme A synthetase ACSM3, mitochondrial-like. Gene Ontology annotation, biological process: fatty acid biosynthetic process; acyl-CoA metabolic process. Gene Ontology annotation, molecular function: fatty-acyl-CoA synthase activity; fatty acid ligase activity. The record is from RefSeq and is a predicted model, not a curated record. The transcript is spliced from 15 exons. Lineage: Eukaryota; Metazoa; Chordata; Aves; Accipitriformes; Accipitridae. Gene Ontology annotation, cellular component: mitochondrial matrix. The coding region runs from base 391 to 2142 and encodes 583 amino acids.
CCGGGGCCGGGGCGGCGGGGCUUCGGCUGCUUCCCCAGCUUCCUGACUCCUGAGGGUGUCAUGGUGUAGAGGGACCAGCUGAAACCGAAGCUCUUUAUACAGAAACCUAUCAGCUCUUCUCGCUGUGCUGGACUGGGCUGCCCCUUUUGUGAGUCCAAAGUACGUGUAAAGAACACAGGAGUUGGUCACUGGACUCAGUAAUGGUGAAAGAGUGGGAUAUGCGGCCAGGAGUCUGAGAUCUGUAUAAGGAGUCAAAGCUGUGACACAUCCCAGCACUGAGGGGGCUCCACUUCGGUGCAAGGCAGAGAGGCAAUAAGUUGGGAUUGACAGCCGUUUGACAAGCAUUUCUUGGAGAGAUAAUCAGUAAGGAAUAACCUCGAAGAGACUAUUAUGGCUCUUGCCGUUGUGCAUUUUUUACGGAAGAUCCCAAGUGCUAUGUCCCUGCGGGCUCGCCUGAGAUCUCUCCAACUUUGCAACUGGUGCUACCCAGUUCACACCUCUUUGAGUUAUGAAGCCAUAAAACAACAGUACAGACCAGAGGUGCCAGAGUACUUCAACUUUGCACGAGAUGUGCUGGACAGAUGGACUGAAGUGGAAAAGGAGGGUAAAAAGUCUAAAAACCCUGCAUUAUGGUGGGUAGAUGGUGCUGGAGAAGAGGUGAGGUGGAGCUUUGAGGAGCUGGGAGUGCUGUCAAGGAAAGUGGCAAAUGUGCUUUCUGAUGCCUGCGGUCUGCAACGGGAAGACAGAGUUAUUCUGAUUCUGCCCCGGAUCCCGGAGUGGUGGCUGGUGAAUGUGGCUUGCAUGAGAACAGGAACAGUCUUGAUUCCUGGGACACAGCAGUUGACAGCAAAGGACAUUCUUCAUCGACUACAGAAAUCCAGGGCAAAGUGUAUCAUCACUGAUGAUUCUGUGGCACCAGCUGUAGACUCAAUUGGGGCUCAAUGCCAGUCUCUGAAAUUCAAGUUGCUUGUGUCAGAGGGCCACAGAGAAGGAUGGCUGAACUUUAAAGAUCUCCUGAAAAACGCUCCUUCUGACCACCACUGUGUGACCACAAAGUGUCAAGAUCCAAUGGCUAUCUAUUUUACCAGUGGAACUACAGGAUCUCCAAAAAUGACUGAACAUUCCCACAGCAGCUAUGGUAUUGGUCUCACAGUAAGUGGAAGGUACUGGCUGGACUUGACUUCCUCAGAUAUAUUUUGGAACACAUCAGACACGGGCUGGGCAAAGUCAGCUUGGAGCAGCAUUUUUUCACCUUGGAUUCAAGGGGCAUGUGUAUUUGUACAUAAGAUGCCACACUUCAACCCAAGCAUUGUCUUUGAGAGUCUGUCAAGAUUUCCCAUAACUGUCUUCUGUUCUCCUCCAACUGCCUAUCGAAUGUUUGUGCAACAUAAGCUGUCCAGCUAUACAUUCAAAAGCCUGCGGCACUGUGUGAGUGCUGGGGAGCCAAUCAACCCUGAUGUGAUGGAAGAAUGGAAAGCGCAGACUGGGCUGGAUAUUCAUGAAGGCUAUGGACAGACAGAAACAGUGCUGAUCUGUGGAAAUUUUAAGGGAAUGAAAAUCAAACCUGGCUCUAUGGGAAAGCCGUCUCCAGGGUAUGAUGUCAAGAUCAUAGAUGAAAACAGUAAUAUUCUGCCUCCUGGAAAAGAAGGAGAUAUUGCCAUCAGAGUAAAACCUAUGAGAUCGCUUUUUCUUUUUACUUGCUAUGCUGAUGAUCCAGAGAAAACAGAGGCAACAAUACGUGGGGAUUUUUAUGUCACUGGAGACAGGGGGAUUAUGGAUGAGGAGGGAUACUUCUGGUUUGUUGGAAGAGCUGAUGAUGUCAUUAAUUCUGCUGGAUACCGUAUUGGACCAUUUGAAGUAGAAAGUGCCCUAGUAGAGCAUCCUGCAGUGGUGGAAUCAGCAGUUGUCAGCAGUCCAGACCCCAUCAGAGGAGAGGUAGUGAAAGCCUUUGUUGUUUUAACAUCUGACUAUGCUUCACAUGAUCCGGAAAAAAUGAUGAAAGAGCUACAAGAUCAUGUUAAGAAAGUUACUGCUCCAUACAAGUAUCCUAGGAAGAUGGAGUUUGUUCAACAGUUGCCAAAAACUGUUAGCGGGAAGAUCAGAAGAAAUGAACUGCGCCAGAAGGAGUGGAGAAAAGAUUAGAAGUACUUGUUGCUUUUUUAUAGGAUCUUUUACAAAGUAAGAUACUACAGAUUUACACAGUAACAUACAGUAAAUGAUUAUACUAUGUCCUCCUCAGUUUAGGUUUGAAUAAAUUCUUUCCUGAUUCCCAGCAUUUGGCUGUCCCAGGUACUACACUAAUAACUAAUAGUACAAAAGCAGGCAGACUGAUAGGAAUGAAAUGGGAAGCUCGUGUAGUCAAGAGCGCAAUAUGUGAUGUGUGUUAAAUAAACUAUUUAAUGAACUGUCA